This is a messenger RNA of Exophiala dermatitidis NIH/UT8656, 2947 nucleotides long. RefSeq lists its product as uncharacterized. Gene Ontology annotation, molecular function: DNA-binding transcription factor activity, RNA polymerase II-specific; RNA polymerase II cis-regulatory region sequence-specific DNA binding. NCBI's taxonomy places the organism in Eukaryota, Fungi, Ascomycota, Eurotiomycetes, Chaetothyriales, Herpotrichiellaceae. Bases 1679 to 2860 code for a protein of 393 amino acids. The transcript has 2 exons. Gene Ontology annotation, biological process: central nervous system development; regulation of transcription by RNA polymerase II. The record is from RefSeq and is a predicted model, not a curated record. Gene Ontology annotation, cellular component: nucleus.
UGAAGGUACUACUGGUACCUAGGUAUGAACCGUAGUAAUACCUGUACCUACCGCAUUUCAAGUGCUCGAAUGAACCAUUUCCUUUGCUCAAGCAUUCGCGUAAAGACUCCUAAUCAUUUAUUUUCACCCACAUCGGGAUUGGCGCAAGGUCCUUGGGGAGGGGGCGUGGGAUGGACAUGGUCGAACCUGACGCGGAGCCAUCAUCAGCCUCGACGCCUCUUCCCUCCUUCAUGUCCCAGCUUUCAAUCCCACGGCAUGACUAGUCCGCUGCCCUGCCGUCGUUCGACCCUCCAGCCGCUCAGACCAUGGAGACCUUCCUUGCCACGGCUGCCAAUUGUCUCCCUCGACAGUAUUCCACGGGCAUUUGUCUGCAUGUGUGCAGAAGAGCAGGAGGGUAAAAAGGCUGGACUCGUGGCCAAAGGCUGCAGGUCAACAACAACCCGAUGCUACCACAAGGGAACGGACAGACAGCGGGAUUUGCAGACCUUGUACCUAGGCUAUGGCGAAACCACGAGUUCGUUCAUGCAACACCUCUCCUGCUACAGCAUAGGAGACCUGCGAGAUCCCAAUCAAACAGCCUCGAUGCCGACCAUUGUCGUGGCUACUGCAACUCUGGCGGCCGCCGAGGCGCUAUGUUAACGCGCCGGCUGUGACAAUAACUCUCAGGCGAUGAGCCUUUUUCAGCUUAUGCUUGAUCCUGUAUCCCAACAGCCGGCCUGCUGCUGGAAUUCCUGGACUUGCUACCGAAAACUCAAGCGAUCGUUGUCUUAUCCACCAACCAGGUCUACUUCUUGCGUCGGCUUUGUCGACGGGCUGUUACUCGAACUCCGCUCCGAGGACGUUUCCUCUCACCCUUGCACCCUCCUUCAUGCAUCGGCCAUGCCCACCUCACGGCUGCCUUUCAAGGUUGCCGACAUGAUCUGACUUGGCCUCAAGCCUUACCAGCUCAUAUACAGCCAGUGAGAUGAGCUCCAGCUCAAAAAAUUUGAUCUUGUCACACGGUCGUUCCCCAACUAGGUAAGCACAGGCGUAAUGAGGGCUUGUGGCGUCCACGCUCCAGAACAUCUCCAGGCAAGGCUGCAUCAUUCGGGAGUGCUUUAGUCUUGACAGCACCAUUGAUCGCUGUUCGGCGGGAUGUGCAAUUUCUUCAAUCUGCAGCUCAAUCGAUCCCUGUCACAGGAGGGUCUUUUGCGUUGUUCUAUUCGAUUGGCAAGCCCACUCUCACUAUCUCUGAUGUUGACGAUCAAGAAAACCAUGGAUAUGAUAGAUAUAAACAAGGAUUCUGAUCUCACCGUUCGAUAUGAGUCCGGCUACCCAACAGCAAGUAUCUGCGGUAUUCUGCGUCCUGGUUAUCAUUCUUUUCUGGCGGCCCUCUUGAGCUGAUAUUUCAGCAAACAUACGUCUAUCUCAACAACAUCCUGUCCGGCCUGGGCUGAUUCUGGAUCAUCCUGUGUCUCUGCCCUGUUACCACCUUCACGAGCCUCCCACUUUAUCCAGAAUCUUUACUGUUUUUGAAUGUAUCUUGCCGACUUCUCGAAUUGUUCUUGAGUCCCUUCUGCUUUGCCCAAGGACAUCCCUCCGCUGUCAGGAAUACAUACCCUUCCGCUCGAGCGUAGUCGGUGAGAGCAAGAAAGGGAGUAACUGCCUAAAGACAGGUAUACUUGAUGAGGAAUCAGCAAUGCCCUUCAAUCAAACGGCGGAACAGCUUGAGUGGCACAUACUGCAAUUGCGACAAUGGAUGGCGCAGACGUCGGUGCCGCCAUCAUCCAAACUCUUGUCGACCACAAGCACUCCCCAAUUCACACCCGAUUUGUCCCUUCAGAAUGUGGCCUCUCAUGAUCAGUACGAAUACACGUCCCUUAGCAUCCUCCAACAAACAUCACCCGUGACUAUCCAGCGGGCGCAUACUUUCCUCGACAUCUGCGAGCAUAACUUCAGCUCUCUGAACUACCUAGGCGAUCAGGAUCCUGUAACGCCGGGCACAUGGGCUGACGAAGAGGAGUGCACGCUUGACGAUUGCAUUUCCACGACAUACUCCCAAGUACCAUCGAGUCAUUAUUCCCCUUCUGAUCUCCCCUGGGAUCAGCCUGAUUUGGAGUGCAUACCCUCCGCCGGGUGGAUGACUACACCAGCCGUCCAUCUUCCGCAACCUUUGUCCCAAGGAGAAACCACCACCUCGGAAGUCGAUAUGCUCAUGAAGACAUUGCAACCUCAGCCUCCGCUGCAGCCCCAGCCCCAGCCCCAGCCCCAGCAAAUCCAAGGCACUGGCAAAGCGAAAGCCAACGCCACACCAGGGAAGCAGCACCGCUGUCCUUUUCCCGACUGCGCCAAAUCCUUUGCGGGACCGACCCAAAUCAGAAUCCAUCUGCGCUCCCACACGGGUGAAAAGCCAUAUACAUGUUCAGUGCCGUCAUGCCGCCAGUCCUUUUCGCAGUUGGGAAAUCUCCGGACCCACGAGCGACGCCAUAUCGGCCAGCGACCAAACCGGAAGCCGAAGCAAACAUCGUCGUCAUCCUCCGACGGCGACCCCGGAGCCAGAGCAGAAGGCCAUGGCCGAAAGUACGAGUGCAUCUUGGAUGGGUGCAAAGGUGUUGGUGGUGAAGAGGGCCAUGCAGGCAGGGUCUUUACACAGCUAGGAAACCUCAAGGCGCAUAUGAACAAGUUCCACAAGGAAACGCUGGCCAGGCUGUCUCGACAAUUUGCGGAAAGUGAAAGAGUGGACAUGAAUCCGCAGGAAGAAGCUGAAUUAAAGAAAUAUUUCCAGGAUCUCUACAAACAUAGCAAUAAAGGGAUCAAGGGGAGGGGAAAAGGACGAAAAGUCGAGCUCAUUGUGCCUCGUGCUGGUGGCGAGGAAGCUUGAGAGGGAAUGGUUGAUCAAACACUACCUUUACGAAUAUCAUCAUGUAUUUACUAGUAGCACUAGUAGUAGUAGUGCUGUAUGGAUGUG